GUUGGACACUUACAGUCCCAGGUUGGACACUUACAGUCCCAGGUUGGACACUUGCAGUCCCAGGUUGGACACUUACAGUCCCAGGUUGGACACUUACAGUCCCAGGUUGGACACUUGCAGUCCUAGGUUGGACACUUGCAGUCCUAGGUUGGACACUUACAGUCCCAGGUUGGACACUUACAGUCCCAGGUUGGACACUUACAGUCCCAGGUUGGACACUUACAGUCCCAGGUUGGACACUAACAGUCCCAGUUUGGACACUUACAGUCCCAGGUUGGAUACUUACAGUCCUAGAUUGGACACUUGUAGUCCCAGGUUGGACACUUGCAUUCCCAGUCUGGACACUUGCAAACCCAGUCCCAGGCUGGACAUUUGCAGUCCCAGACUGGACACUAGCAGUCCCAGGCUGGACACUCACAGUCCCAGGCUGGACACUUGCAGUCCCAGGCUGGACACUAGCAGUCCCAGACUGGACACUUGCAGUCCCAGAUUGGACACUUGCAGUCCCAGACUGGUUUUACUUUCCACUUAUUGUACCUAUAGAUAUUGUACUAAUUACACUUUGUAUUAUUCCAGGGGCCUCAUUUUGA
Candidula unifasciata is the source of this 590-nucleotide messenger RNA. Lineage: Eukaryota; Metazoa; Mollusca; Gastropoda; Stylommatophora; Geomitridae. The record is from the annotation of a GenBank genome assembly.